AUGAUUGGAGUGGCUCCCUGGGAUUUUCAGCGCCCUGUGGCCUUACUUGUUUCACAGACAGACACCAAAGAAAGGUUUGGACUGCAGUAUGUGGAGCCUGGUUGUCGUCCUGUCCCCUUGGACUGGAACAAGCACAAGUCCCAGAAGGUACCUGUUGCAGGGGAAGGAGAACAUCAGUCCUCAGAGCCGUCUGCUCUCAGUGAGAGAUUCCCACCUGAUGACCCACCUGAGGAGGUGAGGGAGGAAAACUUUGCUCAGGAUGACAUUUUUGGUGUAUCUUCUCUUGGCUCACAAACAAUGAUCCAGCCUGCACAGCCCACCAAAUUAAAAGAUGAGAUGACACCACCACUGCCCUUUGCUCCCUCUCCACAAGCUGCUCGCACAGGUCCCAUCAAGGCAGGCGGGCUACUUUUUGUCCUGGACCAUUUUCGGUGGACACAGCCCAUGAGGGAUUCCAUUGAUGGCCUUCUGGCAAAGUACCAUGGGCAGAAAGACCUUCUCACCCAGGUGGAUGCGGAGUAUGUUGCCCUUGUGCAGGCUGCCUCCAGGGAUCCCAGUAGCCUCUUACACCCCACCACGAAACAGCAUAUCUCACGUUAUGUGAAACACCUGGCCAAGAUGACGAACACAAGUUCAUCCCUGAACACCAGUUCAGAGAAACUCCUGGAGGCCCAGCAGCUGUGGUAUCGCUUCACAGAAGGUAGUGAAACUUUCGAGAAGCUGUUUCUGUUGAGUCUUUAUUACCGUUACAUCCUCCGCAAGAAAGUCAAAGAAAGUGACUUUCUAAUUUCGUCCACCUCUUCCCACACUGGAUUUUUCUUCGGUGGCAUGAUGGAGGCAUGA
Messenger RNA from Sinocyclocheilus grahami, 843 nucleotides. RefSeq lists its product as uncharacterized. The record is from RefSeq and is a predicted model, not a curated record. Lineage: Eukaryota; Metazoa; Chordata; Actinopteri; Cypriniformes; Cyprinidae. The transcript has 5 exons. Bases 1 to 843 code for a protein of 280 amino acids.